Aspergillus nidulans FGSC A4 is the source of this 1571-nucleotide messenger RNA. RefSeq names its product sugar porter family MFS transporter. Lineage: Eukaryota; Fungi; Ascomycota; Eurotiomycetes; Eurotiales; Aspergillaceae. Bases 1 to 1293 code for a protein of 430 amino acids. Gene Ontology annotation, cellular component: membrane. Gene Ontology annotation, biological process: transmembrane transport; carbohydrate transmembrane transport; proton transmembrane transport. The transcript is spliced from 7 exons. Gene Ontology annotation, molecular function: transmembrane transporter activity. The record is from RefSeq and is a predicted model, not a curated record.
AUGGAGACAUCUUUCUUUUCCUGCUUUUUCGCCUGGCCGUUCACCAAAAAGUUUGGUCGCCGAUGGUCGAUCGCGCUCGCCUCUUUGAUCUUCUGUAUCGGCGGGAUCAUCCAGGUGGCUCCAACGCACUCGAUUGGCGCGUUUUAUGCUGCUCGUGUGAUCAGCGGUGUCGGUGUCGGCAUGGCCACCGUGAUGGUGCCCAUGUACAGCGCGGAAAUGAGCCCUAAAGAGAUCCGAGGACAGUUGGGCAGUCUGUUCCAGUUCUUCUUCACGCUCGGCGUCAUGACCUCGUACUGGAUCGACUACGCCGUCGAAAAAUACGUCGCAUCCUCUGAUCGCCAGUGGCAGAUCCCUAUCGGACUGCAACUCGUGCCGGCGGGGAUCCUGGGCCUCGGCAUGCUGUUUCUCAAGGAGAGUGUGCGAUGGCUCGCCAGUGUCGGUCGACAUGAUGAGGCGCUGCAAUCCCUGAUCUGGGUCCGUGGAGGAGAAGACACAGAGGAAGUCCGCACUGAAAUGGCAGAGAUCCUAGACGGCAUCAGCGCCGAAGUGGCUGCAACUGAGGGCGUCACCUGGAAAGAGCUGAAUCUUCCAGCCAACCGGUUCAGGAUUUUCAUCGCGAUAAGCAUCCAGAUCGCCGCGCAAUGCACUGGAAACACCUCGCUGGCAUACUAUGCGCCUCAGAUCUUCGGUGCCGUUGGAACGAGCGAGAACGACACGCUCCUGAUCACAGGGUUCUUCGGUGUUGUCAAAGUUGUAGCAUGCGGGACCUUCGUCCUUUUCCUAGUUGAACGGAUUGGCCGUAAAUGGUCUCUAGCCCUUGGCGCCUUCAUGAUGGGAGCACUCAUGCUUAUCGUCGCGAUCCUCGCGAAGGUGUUCACGCCAGAUUCAACCGCUACUGAAAUAUCGUCUCCUACCGCUGCAUCGAUUGCGAUGAUCUAUCUGGAGGCGGCCUCGUAUAACAUGUCCUGGGGCCCCGUACCAUGGCUUUACAUGAGCGAGAUCUUCCCAACGCGAAUUCGGGAGAUCGGUAUUGCCGUUGGAACAGCUACGCAGUGGUUGUUCAACUUUGUGUUCUCGCAGGCGACACCGCAUGCCGUGAAUAACAUGGGCUGGCGGACGUUCCUGAUGUUCUGUAUCUUCAACUGGGCAAUCGUGGUCUACGUCUUUCUGUUCAUCAGGGAGACGACUGGCAAGUCCUUGGAGGAGAUGGAAGAUGUAUUCAAAUCGAACAUUGCUCGGUUUAGGAAAGAUGAAGAGCGUGCUGAGGAUGGAGCUCCUACAUAUACGCAGUGAGACUGCGUACGGCUGCGAGCACUCAAUGAUCGAUCCUGGUCUAUAGUUGUAUGGUAGUAAAGUGGAAUACAAUGAACACAACUGAUCUUGCAAAUCACUCGAUAUUUUCUUUCUGAAAUUUCCACCUGAUGUGUGCCCGCAUACACCGGGAGGCUCAAUCCUGAGCGCCUAAGCUAGGGCUUCAACGGUGAAUAUGCAUAUAAUGAGUGUCUAAUAUUGAGUAACACGCUAAUGAUGUAUAUACAAAGUUCAUAAGUCAUGACACAUGGUCGUUCAUA